GGCAACCAUUGGGCUGUUAUGUCGAUGAAACCAGUCAAAAUACAGGCUGGCGCAGUUAGGAACGCCUAAAACCCGCAGUAAGACCGAGUAUGCCCUUGCUAGAGGCGCCUGCCGAGUACUUGGAGCCCUCGCCGGAUCACUCCCUGCAGGCGGAGCUGCCGGUCCUCCUGGCGCCGCCGGGUCCGGCUGCCCUGGCACAGAUCCGAAUGCCGCCACCUGAGGUGCGGCUCAACCAACAGAAUCCCGGGCAGCAGCAGCAGCAGCGGGCUCAGAUCAAUCGACGGCAGCUGGCUCGCCGAAACUCCUUUGACCGGGAUGUGGCCAUUGCUGAGGAAACGCAACACUUUCCGGCUUUUGUGCAUCUGCUGCCAGUGGUGUUGCCCCAGCAGGCUCCGGAACCGACCUUGGAUGAGCUACUGCGCAGGGUGACCCAGCGCACGGACUUGGAAGCGGUGGAAUCAGUGCGCCUGCGCGUCAUUUCCUACACAAUCAGCCUGUCCCGGCUGUCACUCUUCCUGCCUCGCCUCCAGACACUUGACCUUAGCGGCAGCGUGCUUAGUUCACUGCGCGACUUGGGCUACGGACUGGUCCAGCUAACCCAGCUGGACAUCAGCAACUGUGGCUUAAAUAGUUUCGACGGUACCAGCGGGCUGCCGGGUAUCCGGGUGCUCAUCGCCGACGGCAACAUGAUCCAGCGCGUGGACCCCCUGGCCGAGCUCGUUCAUCUCAGAGUGCUGAGGGCGCGCGGCAAUCGGAUCAGCGAGCUGGGACUGCUCUCCUUCCUUGGCAUGUGUCCGCAGCUGCAGGAGGUAGAACUGCAGGGUAAUCCAGUCUGCCGGCUGCCCCUCUACCGCUCACUUCUCGCGCGAAGUGUUCCCACGCUUCUUCUGCUGGACGGACGGACACUGAAUACGGCGCCACCGGAGAUCGAAGAGAGUCCGUCUCCGGCCUCUAGUGAGCCUGAAUCGGCGGGCAGUUCGGAAUUACCGCUCCAAAGACCGGCCACAGCACCCGUGCCUACUCCCGCACAAAUCUCCUUGAAUGUCGGUAUCCGGCGACAGUUGUCGGCAAAUUCCAACUCCACUCCGGUGGCUGGAUCGGUUCUGGGCCUUGUCCGGCAGCGACGACGGCGCAGUGGCCACGCCUGGGUUAGUUCUUCCUCCUCGUCCGCAUCCAGUGGACCCUCAUCCGCCUCCUCGGAGAGAUCAACCCGUGCGCCAUCGGUGAGUUCGUGCUCUUCCCACAGCAGCCUGGACAUGCAGUCAUCAAACUAUGCCUUCAGCGCGCAGUCGACGCUGGACUAGACUCGAAAUGGUGAACUAAAUUAGAUAUUUUCUGGUUAUUUUUCAAGUUGCGUGAAAUUCAAAAGCUU
Drosophila kikkawai is the source of this 1372-nucleotide messenger RNA. Its product is annotated as leucine-rich repeat-containing protein 56. Lineage: Eukaryota; Metazoa; Arthropoda; Insecta; Diptera; Drosophilidae. Gene Ontology annotation, molecular function: protein binding. The record is from RefSeq and is a predicted model, not a curated record.